Molecule: messenger RNA, 2098 nt
Organism: Solanum dulcamara
Lineage: Eukaryota; Viridiplantae; Streptophyta; Magnoliopsida; Solanales; Solanaceae
Product: dual specificity protein phosphatase 1-like
Exons: 7
Coding region: 147-926 (259 amino acids)
Biological process (GO): protein dephosphorylation; negative regulation of MAPK cascade
Cellular component (GO): cytoplasm
Molecular function (GO): protein tyrosine/threonine phosphatase activity; MAP kinase tyrosine/serine/threonine phosphatase activity
Source: RefSeq, a predicted model, not a curated record
CCACCUAAUUUAUGUUAAAAAUUAUUUGUAUGGCCCCAAGGGAGUUUUGUUCUUCUGGAAAUUGCAACAGCCAUACCUACGCGCGAUUUUCCAAAACUCCUUAAAUUUUCAGAAAGCUCAAGCAAUUUCAAGGAAGAAACCAAGAAAUGGCUCAAGCUCUGGAGUUUUAUAGUGGGCACAUUGAAGCUCUAAUGCGUGCAAUGUCUCUAGCAAAAAUCAUUAGAGAAGAUAAGAAUUCUUGUAUGAUUGAAGAGGGUCUCUAUUUGGGGUCCUUUGGAGCUGCAAACAAUAAAGAUGCACUCAAAAGCUUGAAUCUAACUCAUAUUUUGACGAUUGCUAGAGAUAUAAAUCCUCCUUAUCCAAAUGAGUUUGUCUACAAAGUCCUUGCUGUUCAUGACAGAGUUGAUGUAAAUAUUUCACAUUACUUUGAGGAAUGCUUCGACUUCAUUGAAGAAGCAAAAAGACAGGGUGGUGGUGUGCUGGUGCAUUGCUUUGCGGGAAAAUCCAGAAGUGCAACCAUAGUCAUCGCUUAUCUGAUGAAAAAGCAUGGUAUGAGCCGCUCUGAAGCUUUUCAGCUUGUCAAGAGUAAAAGACCGGUCGUUUCUCCCAAUGCUGGUUUUAUGACUCAGCUGGAAAACUAUGAUAAAACCCUUAAAGCCGGCAGAGUUAUCAAAACCACUGAAAGGGAAAAAAAUGAAGUGCAGCGGCAGUUUUCUAAAUUGUAUGUAGCAAAACAGUGCUGGGUUUGUUUCCACUUCAACAAGCACGAACUUUCCAGACAAUCAAAUAAACUCCCCAGUGUAACAACCGGUGCUUGUUACUUUUGUCCUGUGAAAUCAUUAACUCGAUCCAGUAACAACAAAUCUCCCAAAUCUAAGUGGAACUUGCUCCAUCACUGUGCCCGGCACCACCCAAUGGAGUCCUAACCAUCUCAAAAUCUCACACCACAAGCAAGUCACCACCAAAUAAAGUAAGAGGAGGAGGUGUACAUCUUCACUUGAACAUUUGCACAUGAAGCACCAGUGUACAUAUGUAGUCCGCCUUCUUUUUAUUUUCAAGUUCUCAGCUGUAAAUAUUGCCGUCAAGUAAAAAACCACACCUUUCUUGGUAUCCAAGGAAAUCAAACCUCAAACCAGUAAGUUUGGAAUCUGAUCCAUCCUCAGAAAGAGCUUUGGAUAAUAUGACAUUACUGAAAACGACCCAUCUCUUCUCAUCCCUAAUGCCUAGUAAGUUGAACUUUCUGGGUAGCUUGUAUGCAACUCACAAGUUGAUCUUUCUGGGUAGCUUGUAUGCAACUCUCAUAUCUUGCUUCAUUGCGCAACCCUACAAAGGGUUCACUGAGAUGAUAGUUGCAGCAGCCGGUACAAAGCAUUGUGGAAGCUUAAGCUAAGCAGUAAGGACAUAAUACUCCACAAAGCAACGAUCAACCAACAAGAAACAGAGUAGCUGAAGCUAGCUAUCAGAUUGGCAACCUUGCAGAAACUUAUCUAAAGUCCCUAUAGUUGGAAUCUGUGUUACAUGGACCUUUCAUUUGCCUUGAUAUAACUGAGCCAAAACAAUGUGACAAGGGUGGGGUGUUUCAUAUGGAUUCUUCAGAAAUACUAACUGCACCUGGACAAGAUACUUACACGUCUCUCAUCGGAUAAGGACCAUAGCUGAGUCCAUCUAACAUCGGAUAAGGACCAUAGCAGAGCAUUGCUAGAUCCUUUUCUAUUUGGAGAACCUCUUUCCUUGUGUGGGAUUCGACCAAAUAAACGUUGAAUCAUCCACCAGAGGGAGUGAAAUUUGAUGAAAUCUUGCAUUUGCAAUGGCUGGCCCAACAAGCUGCAAAUUAUCUCUCAAAACAGCUUGUUUCUCCAAAAAUCAGUCUCCAGAAUUAAUAUUUAUGAGUUGUGUGUUUUCCGUCGGGUCAAAGUUAUCACUACCUCAAUGAAUCAUGUGACCUUUAAAGACCUCAUUUCUUGCUUGUGUAUUACUCUUACGAUGUAUAGAUUUGUGAAAUUUCAUGUUGCUGUAGUAGGCAUAUAAAUCUUUACUAGGGGAUUCUUUCAUCACCAUAAUCUAUAAGUCACUUGAAAUAUAUCAUCAAAUUCAACCU